AUGCCUCUGAAGGCUGCGCUUCUCCUCACCCUCCUGGCCACCCUACCGGCGUCGCCGGCCGAGCUGGCACGGCGCGGCUUCUGGGAGCACCUCAGCCAGCUGACGAGCGACAAGGAGAGCCCGGAGCACGGCCAGAGCAGCAAGCUGGGCAGGGACAUCGCAAACCUGAAGGAAAGCAUUCAGGAUGGGGUCAGCUACGUGGGAAACUUCCUGGAGAAGCUGGCGCCCCUCCGCAGAGGCCUCCAGCCCCGGCUCUACCACGACUCGGACAGCCUGCGGAAGCUGAUCAGGAAGGAGCUGGAGAGCCUGAGGGUGAAGCUGUCCCCCUACGUGGACGAAGUCCACCAGAAGGUCGGCAAGCACCUGGAAGAUCUUCGCCACCGGCUGCAGCCGUUCACGGAGGAGCUCCUGGACCAGGUGUCCCUGAAAGCCCGGGAGCUCCGGCGGCACCUUAUGCCCAGCCGGGAGGUGACGGCUCAGCUCCUGGAGGGCGCGGACGAGGUCCAGAGGUUCACGGCUCACUACGCCGACAAGAUCGCGUUCCACACCGACCAGGUGAAGGACAUUUUCCGCCCCUACGCGGACAGGCUGGUGGCCGAGAUCCACCGCAACGUGGAGGAGCUGCACAGAAACGUCGUCCCCCACGCCCAGGCCAGCCCGGAGAAGCUCAACCAGCACAUCCGGGAGCUCUCCGCAAAGCUGACCCAGAACGCGAGGGACCUCCACCAGAAGAUCCAGCGGAACCUGGAGCAGCUCAAGGUGAAGCUGAGCCUCUACCCCGGCAGCCGCCGGCAGCCGCCGGCCCCUCCGGACCGCUACGCGGAGGAGCUGGCCCGGGAGGUGCAGCGGCGGGUGGAGGAGUUCCGGAGGGAGGCGUACCUCCAGAUCCACGACUUCACCCGGGCCCUCGACCAGGAGACGGAGGAGAUGAGGCUGAAGCUCUCCUCCCGGCCCUCCUGCCCGGGGGACCCGCAGGAGGGCCCGCCCGCCCUGGAGGACCUGCACGCCCGCCUCGACGCCCUCUGGAGAGACCUGGCCCGCAGCCUGGGCGAGGCCCGCUGA
Molecule: messenger RNA, 1062 nt
Organism: Gymnogyps californianus (California condor)
Lineage: Eukaryota; Metazoa; Chordata; Aves; Accipitriformes; Cathartidae
Gene: APOA5
Product: apolipoprotein A5
Exons: 3
Coding region: 1-1062 (353 amino acids)
Biological process (GO): very-low-density lipoprotein particle remodeling; phospholipid efflux; high-density lipoprotein particle assembly
Cellular component (GO): high-density lipoprotein particle; chylomicron; extracellular region
Molecular function (GO): phospholipid binding; cholesterol binding; phosphatidylcholine-sterol O-acyltransferase activator activity
Source: RefSeq, a predicted model, not a curated record